AUGACAGAGCGAAAGGGCGAGUGGGUAACCCUCACACCCUCAUGCCACCUCUCACUCUCGUCUUAUAUAAGGGUGAUCGCUGGCGUCUCCGAAUCACUUGUCUCUCAGCACGCGAACAAUACAGACAUGAAGUUUCUGGCCAUAGUGCUGGUGAGUGUUUCGGCGGCGGCGGCGGCUCCCCAGGAAGGGUACAACUACCAGGCUCCUACCGGUCAGGGGUCCCAGUUCUCGUCAGGGGCAGGCCAGUUCUCCGGUACCGGUUCUGGACAGUAUUCUGGAGACGGACAGUUUGCUCCGGCGCAGUACAGCUUCCAGUGGGAUGUCAACAAUCAAGCCUUUGGCAACUUCUACGGCCACAAAGAACAGAGGGAAAACGACUACACCGAGGGAAGUUACUACGUGCAGCUGCCCGACGGCCGCCGCCUCGUGGUCGAGUACUAUGCCGACAGCACCGGGUACCAUCCUACCAUCAGCUUUGAGGGAGAAGCCCAAUAUCCCUCCGGACCAGGUCAGUUUGGUCCAGGUCAGGGCGGUGGGCCAGGUCAGUUUGGACCAGGUCAGGGCGGAGGUCAAGGUCAGGGUUACCCCCAGUCUGGUCCAGGUCCGAGCCCCGGAUUCCCUCAGCCGCCUUCACAAUCUUAUGGUCUCCCCUCAAAGUAACUACACAGAAAACGAGGUGCCGAAUAGAAAACGUAUUUAUGUCAUCGAAGAUGAAGUCUCAUUGUCGAACACGCUCUAAAAUAAGCUAGAGCUGAUGUAAUUUUAUAUUUGUUGUUAUAUUUUAAUAAAAGCAAUGCCCAAACACA
This is a messenger RNA of Penaeus chinensis, 806 nucleotides long. Its product is annotated as pro-resilin-like. Lineage: Eukaryota; Metazoa; Arthropoda; Malacostraca; Decapoda; Penaeidae. The record is from RefSeq and is a predicted model, not a curated record. Bases 1 to 660 code for a protein of 219 amino acids. The transcript has 3 exons. Gene Ontology annotation, cellular component: extracellular matrix.